Diaporthe batatas is the source of this 6248-nucleotide messenger RNA. Its product is annotated as DNA-directed RNA polymerase II subunit RPB1. Lineage: Eukaryota; Fungi; Ascomycota; Sordariomycetes; Diaporthales; Diaporthaceae. Gene Ontology annotation, biological process: transcription by RNA polymerase II. Gene Ontology annotation, molecular function: DNA binding. The record is from RefSeq and is a predicted model, not a curated record. The transcript has 3 exons. Gene Ontology annotation, cellular component: RNA polymerase II, core complex. The coding region runs from base 453 to 5711 and encodes 1752 amino acids.
UUGCCAACCUCAUCACAACCUCUUGCCAGCACGCGUCGGAGACCACGCAUCACCAUCCUGUGGCCGAUCCCAUACCGCAUCUGAACGAGACCAUCGUCAAAAUUGAUUUUCUGCCUUCACCCAGCGAUAGCGACUGAAUCUGAGGUGGCACGACCGACGAGUCGCUCCUUGGGGGCCUUGGCCGGCCAGGUUUGAGAGCGCGGAGGACAACCCCCCAUCCCGUCCAUCGACACAUCGUUGCGCCAACCUUGCUAUCGUCAAAAGCCUUUGUCAAGCAUCUCCUUCUGAUUCUAUUCUGUCUGCGUCGUUUUGUCUUUUAGCGCCAGAACCGCAGGCGACCGACCACGUCCUCGCCUCGAUUACAAGUUUGGACCACGAUCCCUAAUCAGUCACAUCCACACCGUCGCACUCCCGACACGCCCAGCCCAGCCCACCUGGGCCCAUCACGUAAGAUGGCCAAUCUUUAUUUUGCGCACUCUAGUGCGCCCCUCAAGACAAUUCAAGAGAUACAGUUUGGAGUCAUGUCUCCUGAGGAGAUCAAGAAUAUGAGUGUGGCGCACAUUCAGUAUCCCGAGACCAUGGACGAGACCAGAACGAAACCACGACAAGAAGGUCUCAAUGACCCUCGCCUUGGCUCUGUCGAUAGGCAAUUCAAGUGCAAGACAUGCACUGAGAGCAUGUCCGAAUGCCCCGGUCAUUUCGGCCACAUCGAGCUGGCCACGCCCGUCUUCCACCCUGGUUUCCUGAAGAAGACCAAGAAGAUCCUCGAGAUCGUCUGCCAUAGCUGCAGCAAGGUGUUGGCUGAUAGGAGUGACGAUGAGUUUGCGGCCGCCGUCGCGACACGAGACCCGAAAGCCCGAUUUGCCCGGGUCUGGGAGGUUUGCAAGAAGAAGAAGCGCUGCGAUAACGAGUCUUCCAAAAAGGACGAGGAGUUUGAUCCGGAGAACAAGAACAAGCCCCCGCCCCAUAACCACGGUGGAUGUGGCAAUGCCCAACCCGCGGUCCGUCAACAGGCACUGCAGCUUCAACAGCAUUUUCAGCGUGAGAACGAGGAUGGCGGGGGCAAGACCAUCGAGAAGAAGCCCUUGCCGCCAAAGCUGGUGCACGAAAUCUUUCGACGAAUCUCUGAUGCUGAUCUCGAGGAUAUGGGGCUGAACAAGGACUAUGCGCGUCCCGAGUGGCUGAUCGUCACAGUACUUCCUGUGCCUCCACCACCUGUCCGGCCAUCGAUCAGCAUGGACGGCACUGGCCAAGGCCUUCGCAACGAAGACGAUCUGACCUACAAGCUCGGUGAUAUCAUCCGUGCUAAUGGCAAUGUGAAACAGGCACUGUCCGAGGGCUCUCCAAUGCACAUUCUAAACGACUUCGAGCAACUCCUUCAAUAUCACGUCGCAACUUACAUGGACAACGAUAUCGCUGGCACCCCACGCGCGUUGCAGAAGAGUGGCCGGCCAGUAAAGGCCAUCCGUGCUCGCCUCAAGGGCAAGGAGGGCCGUCUCCGAGGCAAUCUAAUGGGCAAGCGCGUGGAUUUCUCUGCGCGCACUGUCAUCACAGGUGACGCAAACAUUUCCUUGGACCAAGUCGGUGUGCCUCGAAGCAUCGCGAGAACUCUGACCUACCCGGAGACUGUGACUCCUUACAAUAUUCACCGCUUGCAUCAGCUUGUUGAGAACGGCCCGAACGAGCACCCAGGUGCCAAAUACGUCAUACGCUCCGACGGCACCAGGAUCGAUUUGCGCCAUCACAAGCGCGCCAGUCAGAUUACCCUGGAGUACGGUUGGAAGGUGGAGCGUCAUCUCAUCGAUGGGGACUACAUCAUCUUCAACCGACAACCCUCGCUACACAAGGAGUCCAUGAUGGGGCACCGCGUCAAGGUCAUGCCAUACUCCACAUUCCGGCUGAACUUAUCCGUCACCUCUCCGUACAACGCUGACUUUGACGGCGAUGAGAUGAACCUCCACGUUCCCCAGACCGAGGAGACGCGUGCUGAGGUUCAGAACCUGUGCUUGGUGCCCCUGAACAUCGUCUCGCCUCAGCGGAAUUCCCCACUCAUGGGGAUCGUGCAGGACACUCUGGCAGGCGCAUACAAGCUCUGCCGUCGAGACGUGUUUCUCACCAAGGAAGAAGUCAUGAACCUGAUGUUAUGGGUUGAGGACUGGGACGGCGUCAUACCGACCCCGGCCAUACUUCACCCAUCUCCCCGAUGGACUGGAAAACAGAUCAUCAGCAUGGUCAUCCCUAAAGAAGUCAGUCUGCAGCAAGGUAGCAGCGAGCUCCCCAUCGAUGACAGCGGGAUCAGGAUUCACAAUGGCGAUCUCGUUUACGGCCUUCUUACCAAGAAAAUUGUGGGUGCUGCGGCUGGCGGCAUCAUACACAUUACCUACAACGAGCUCGGACCACAUGCAGCAAUGGGUUUCCUCAACGCCUGCCAACGUGUUGUGAACUACUGGCUCUUGCACAACGGUCACAGCAUCGGAAUCGGUGAUACUAUUCCUGACAAGGACACUAUCAUCAAGAUCCAGCAGGACAUUGACGGACAGAAAAAGAUCGUUGCGGAGAUCGUGACCGAGGCGACGGAGAACAAGCUCGAGCCACUCCCGGGAAUGAGUAUUCGAGAGACUUUUGAGAGCAAGGUAUCCAAGGAAUUGAACGCUGCUCGCGACAAGGCCGGUACGACAACGGAGAAGAGUCUGAAAGAUUUAAACAACGCUGUGACCAUGUCUCGGUCAGGCUCCAAGGGCUCUUCCAUCAACAUCUCUCAGAUGACUGCCCUAGUCGGCCAACAGGUCGUUGAGGGAAAGAGGAUUCCCUUUGGAUUCAAAUACCGGACACUGCCUCACUUUACGAAGGACGACUACUCGCCCGAGGCCCGUGGCUUCGUGGAGAAUUCUUACCUGCGUGGUCUCACCCCCACCGAAUUCUUCUUCCACGCUAUGGCCGGUCGUGAGGGUUUGAUCGAUACCGCUGUCAAGACCGCUGAAACUGGUUACAUCCAGCGCCGACUAGUCAAGGCGCUUGAGGACGUCACGGCGAAGUAUGAUGGCACUGUUCGAAACUCCUUGAAUGAUAUUAUACAGUUCAUCUAUGGCGAAGACGGCCUUGAUGGCAUGCACAUCGAAAAACAGAAGGUUGAUUUCUUGACCAUCUCCGACAAGGACUUUGAGAGGCGCUACAAGCUUGACCUCGUCGAGGACUCCCACACGUUGACCAACGCUCUGGAAUAUGGAAGUCACCUCGCGAGCAACAUCGAAGAGCAGCAACUGCUGGACGCGGAGUUCGAACGUCUGUCCACGGCCCGCCGGGCGGUUCGCGAAAUAAUGCUGUCACGGGGCAAGGAUGAGACUAUGAUGCAGCUCCCCCUAAACAUCAUACGGUUGAUCGACAGCACCAUCUCCUUUUUCAAGGUUGACCUCACCAAGCGAAGUGAUAUGAAGCCUUCCGACGUGAUCCCGGCCGUCGACGCGUUCAUGAGGCGCAUGGUGGUCGUCCCCGGUGAGGACCCCAUUUCCAAGGAGGCCAAUGAGAGCGCAACGAUCCUCUUCAAGGCCCACCUACGGUCGCGUCUGGCUUUCAGGCGUCUCGCAGUCCAGCUCCGCCUCCCUCGCAUAGCCUUCGACCACAUCCUCGGAGAGCUAGAGAACCGCUGGUCGAGGUCAAUGGUCAACCCUGGAGAGAUGGUUGGUGUUCUCGCCGCGCAGUCAAUUGGAGAGCCUGCGACACAAAUGACGCUCAACACGUUCCACUUCACUGGUGUUGCCUCCAAGAACGUCACUCUCGGCGUGCCUCGUCUCAAGGAGAUCCUCAACGUCGCUAGUGAUAUUAAGACUCCUUCGAUGCAGGUUUACCUUGAAGGCGACGAUUUAUCACAAGACGCGGCGAAGACGUUGCGAAGUCUUACUGAGCACACGAACCUGAGGUCCGUCACGUCAAAGACGGAGAUCUUCUAUGACCCGGAUGUUCGGGAAACCAUAAUCCCCCAGGACAUGGACAUGAUUGAGGCGUAUUUUCUUCUCGAGACCCCACAGACCGAGGACCUUGAUCGUCAGACUCGCUGGGUCCUUCGAAUCUCCUUGGACCGUCAAAAGAUGCUCGACAAGGAACUGGGAGUUGAGGACGUGGCUCAGCGGCUCAAAGACGAGUAUUCUGAUGAUUUGGCUGUCAUCUUCAACGAUGACAACGAUGAGGAACAAAUCAUUCGCAUCCGCUCAAUCCGCGACAAAGCCGAUGCAGAAGAUGACGACAUGGAGGAAGACGUCAUGCUCAAGCGUCUUGAGACGCACUUGUUGGACAAGCUCACCAUUCGUGGCGUGCCUGGCAUCGAACGUGCCUUCAUCAACAAGAAUGCCCGCCUGAUAGAGAUGCCGGACGGCUCACUCAAGGCGAAGCAGGGCGACGCUGACUGCGAAGAGUCUUAUCUCGACACCACCGGCACUGCCCUGCGCCAGGUCCUCGCCGUUGACGGCGUUGACACGAGGCGGACAACCACUAACCAGCUGCAUCAGAUCAUUGAUGUCUUCGGCAUCGAGGCGGCACGAUCUGCUUUACUCUCGGAGCUGACGAACGUGCUGGCGUUUGACGGAUCCUACGUCAAUCACCGCCAUCUGGCUCUCCUGGUUGAUGUCAUGACAUACCGCGGCAGCAUCGCUGCGGUCACGCGCCACGGCAUCAACCGCGCCGACACUGGUGCGCUCAUGCGCUGUUCCUUCGAAGAAACGGUCGAGAUCCUUCUGGAGGCCGCAGCCACGGGCGAGCUAGACGACUGCCGUGGUAUUUCCGAGAACGUGAUGCUCGGCCAGUUGGCCCCAAUGGGGACAGGUCACUUUGAAGUGCAGCUGGAUCCCAAGAUGCUGGAGACGGUGAUAUCGGACAACUCGCGCAUGGGACUCAUGCCCGGCAUGACCGUCAAGGGCAGCCCAUUGGAGGGCGCAGCGACACCAUACGAUACGGGCUCCCCUAUGGCGGACACGGGCGGCUUCCUGGGAAUCAUGUCUCCGGCGCCAGGCAACUUCUCACCCAUCAUCGGCGCAGGGUCCGAGACACCGGGAGGCUUCAACACGGAGUACGGUGGUGGGUUUGGCCUGGGUGGGGCUCCUGGGUACUCGGCAACCAGCCCACGUGCUACGAGCCCUUUUGCUCCGACCUCACCGACAUCCCCAUAUGGCAACCAGGGCGCAGGGUAUUCCCCAUCAUCUCCCAUGGGUGCAUACUCGCCCAGCUCACCAAUGAUUGAUGUGGGCUCCCGCUUCGGUGCCUCGUCUCCAACUUUCAGUCCAAACUCGCCAUCAUACUCACAGACGUCGCCCUUGAUGCGGCCCACCAGCCCGGCCAGUCCAAACUACAGCCCGACCUCGCCGAGCUACUCGCCAACAUCCCCGUCGGCACCCAAAUACUCGCCUACGUCACCGGCUGGGAACUACGGAGGCUCGCCGACUUCUCCGUCAUACUCGCCAGCGAGCCCAAACUACAGCCCAACAUCACCAAACGUCCACGCCACGUCCCCUCGAUACUCCCCCGCGUCUCCCACGUGGUCUCCAACCUCUCCUGACGCGUACUCGCCCACAAGCCCUACCUACCAACGGUCACCCGGGCAGAACGUGUCUCCGACGAGUCCGAGCUACUCACCAACCUCGCCUCAGUACCACGCUCCGACUCCUGGACGAGAUGGCAGCGGGCACGAUCAGUACUCACCAACCUCGCCCACUAAUGAUUAGCGUUGGUGUAAUGUCGACGAGUGGGUGGUGGAUGACCGGCUAGCGCAUGUCGUAGACGGAGCCCAAGUCGAGCCAUCUGGGGAAGGCCCGCACGAUUCGGGCUCGAGCAAAGUGCUCUACACGGGAAGCAAAACCCGAGGGUGACAGAGUGAAGAUGCGGUACGGACCGGCAAAAGGGAAAUCGAGAGAAGUUGACUGGGAAGGUGAGGUUUGAGGCGAAGUAAUUGUACCAACACGAAAGGAAGCCAAGGUGGGAACACGGGUAGCGAUAGGGAAAGGCAGGCAGACUGACAGGAUGAGACGUGGGCGGUAAGGACAUCUGGAGCGCCUUAGACACACAAAACAUGGGCACAUAUAGGCAGGUAGAUGGGGGCUUUGCAUAGCCUUGGAACAUUGACUUAAGCAGUGAAUGAGAAGAAGAAGAAAGAGAAAGAAAGAGAAGAAAAAAAAAAGUAUGUAAACAAAAGCACUACUGUAGUACUUGGGCCAUGACUGACUGCCAAGCCGAAGCGCUGAGAAGAGUGCUGCUAGAGCGGG